ACGCGCGAUUUUUAACUCUAUAUGAUGUCAAUGUAAUUUUUCAAGAGUGAUAGGCUUCAAAGCAGAAGGGCUGCGUUCACCUUUGUUAAUUUUUCACAUUUGUUUGCACACAGCAUUCCGUAACUUUCCAAAAAGGCAUGUCGUUCUAACGCCUUGAUCUCGUUCAGUUCAGGGUGCCGACUCUUCGACUGGACUCUGAAAGUGUCUGAAGACGAGUGUCUGAAAAGGGUGCCAGGGCAGUAACUCCGUUAAAAGAUACAACGGCGAUACGAUGGAGUAUUUGCCCGACAGCAAUUCGAGAUAUAAAGACGUGGAAUACUGGGAUGAGAGGUACAGGAGAGAGGAGUCGUUCGAGUGGUUCGGAGACCUUUCAAAAUUCCAGCACUUACUUGAGCAGCAUGUCAAGAAGGACGAUGCCAUUCUCAUUCUUGGUUGUGGGAACAGCUCGCUCAGCUUUGACAUGUACCAGCGCGGCUUCCACUUCAUCACCAAUGUGGAUUAUUCCUCCGUCUGUGUGGAGACCAUGGCGGGUCGGCACUUCAACUGCCCCGGCAUGACGUGGCUCAAGAUGGAUGCCAGGCAGCUGGAAUUCCCCGAGGGCACCUUUGACGUGGUCUUGGAGAAGGCCACGCUGGACGCCAUGAUGGUGGACGAGAGGGACCCGUGGCAUGUUUCCACGGAGACCGCCAACUUGCUCCAUCAGGUGCUGAAGGAGAAUGAUCGUCCCCCUCACUCCGCCUGGGUCUGUCAGAAGCGUAGAAAUAUAAACAUGAAACCUGUUUCCAUGUACAGUAGCUCCCUUUCCCUGCCACGCCGGUGUCGGAAUUCGAGAUUAAAUGCCCCGCAGCUGUCUUCAGAUGGGGAUCUUGUUGACGAUGCAGCAGGUGUGGUGACCAGUACGGGUGUGCCCAAGAGGGUCAGCUCUCCCCACCAACCCAAAACUCCACAUGGCAAGGUCGGAGUCGGAAGAGGUUGCAAAUUCCCACCAUCCUAAACGCACACCACCAUCCCCUAUGGAGAGGAGGCGUCCGCAGUGGACGGACUUCCUCAAUAUCAUGUUUUACUCGGUGCUCUGGGGGGGGUUGGAGGGGGGGUAGCUACAUGGCGGUAAGCUGUUUUCCUUCGUCAGAAUUGUGUCUGGCUGCCGACCCGCAGCUGACCCGCUGCAAGGUGUUAAUUUGUUCAGUAUCCUCCGUCGGAGGUGGGAGAAAUUCUCAGAAAAGCCGAAACUCCUGUCUCUUCUCAACUCUCAGGGCCCCAGUGUAGGUUUCAGCUUUACCUUAAAUCACCUUAAUACCCGACAGGUUCAUUUUCCUUGGGUAAAUGUAAGUUGACCCUUGAACGGUGCCUUGGGGCACCUCCGGUGUCGCCCAUUUCUGACAGGUCUUGCUUGCUGGAAGGGCGACAUCAUUUAAAGUGCUGUUAUGGGCGAUCUUUCUGUCUUCGCUUCCAUGCGGAGGGAGUGCCCCCCCCCCCAUGUUAAUUAUACAUGAGCAGGGGUGCAGGCUUGCUGUAGAUCAGCCCUGAUUAAUGUGCCUCUGUGGCAUGUGCAGAUCAUUCCAGGCAUCCUGAUAUGAGGCCGCAUUAUAUUUCAAUUUUGAACGCAAAUGGCUGCAUAGGAGAGAUGUAAUGAGAUUUAUCAGAAGCGUUUUAAAUCAUUUCACAGGUUUAAUUAUUAAAUGGGACUGGGAUAUUUGUUUCUGUCAGGCCA
Molecule: messenger RNA, 1711 nt
Organism: Brienomyrus brachyistius
Lineage: Eukaryota; Metazoa; Chordata; Actinopteri; Osteoglossiformes; Mormyridae
Gene: ece2a
Product: endothelin converting enzyme 2a
Exons: 3
Coding region: 272-994 (240 amino acids)
Molecular function (GO): S-adenosylmethionine-dependent methyltransferase activity
Source: RefSeq, a predicted model, not a curated record